Messenger RNA from Nerophis ophidion (straightnose pipefish), 2766 nucleotides. Its product is annotated as ETS translocation variant 3-like protein. Gene Ontology annotation, molecular function: DNA-binding transcription factor activity, RNA polymerase II-specific; sequence-specific DNA binding. The transcript is spliced from 7 exons. The record is from RefSeq and is a predicted model, not a curated record. Lineage: Eukaryota; Metazoa; Chordata; Actinopteri; Syngnathiformes; Syngnathidae. Bases 129 to 854 code for a protein of 241 amino acids. Gene Ontology annotation, biological process: cell differentiation; regulation of transcription by RNA polymerase II. Gene Ontology annotation, cellular component: nucleus.
CUUUGAAGAUUGUCUGCUUCUGUCCUUCAGUCCUUUCCCCCCACUUUAAGCGGAACCAUCUCUUCAUCCUCACCAUCGUCAUCCUCCGCUGCUCCGCCCAAGGCUGACCCUGCAGUGUCUGUAAGAAAAUGCAGUGCGGCUCCUCAGUCAGACACUUUUCACCACCUUACUGGACCAGGACGGUGCUGUUCCCAGACUGGGCCUACAAGCCAUCCUGGUCUCCGGGCUCCAGGCAGGUCCAGCUGUGGCACUUCCUGUUAGAGCUGCUGCGCCACGGCGAGGGCGGAGCCAUCGGCUGGGGCAGCGAGUGGGGCGAGUUCGUCAUCCGCGACCCCGAGAGACUGGCCAGGCUGUGGGGGGAGAGGAAGGGCAAACCCCACAUGAACUACGACAAGCUGAGUCGCGCCCUCAGAUAUUACUACAACAAGCGCAUCCUGCACAAGACCAAAGGCAAGAGGUUCACGUACAAGUUCAACUUCAGCAAACUCAUCCUGGUCAACUACGCGGCUCACCUGCCUCCACCUUGUCAUCAGCUGCUCCACGGCAACCAGUGCGGUCUUCCUCUGGGCGGGACUACUUCAUCAGCCAUGGACAGAGCGGUCCAGGACCGGCCAAACCCCCUCUUCCUCCCGUGCUGCCUCCCCAACCCUAUUCCGUCGCCCCAGCUUCUCCACGCCCCCUCACCCUUCAAUUUAGGAGGAGCCUGCAGGCCCCCCGGCUCGCACCCUAUGGCCUCCUUGGCCCUCCACGCCAACGCCUGGCUGGGCAAAGGUCACGUGGUGGAGUGGGACGCAGACCAACUCACUUGGAGGCUGUUUGGCGGAAGACAGCAAGGCGAGGAGGAAAGGCUAUGAAGGACGGAUAGGAAGGAGGAUAUCAGUGCAACAGAAGGGAUGGGAAAGACUUUUAUUUUUGUAGAUUGCUGCAAUAGUUUUAUGUUCUGUGGUUGAAUUUAGGCAGAUGUUUUAUUUAUGUAUGUUGAAGCCACAGUGAGAGUGCACUUGUCAAGGGUAUUUGUUGAUGUUGAACCCCAAGAUGCAGAGACGGAGGCAGGCAUGGAAUAUGAAAACAUAAUUUAAUUAAAACUAAACAAGAACAAACAAAAAGCACGCACGUGGGCGGAAUAACAAACUAAGGGAGCUAACACUGGAAGCUAGAAAACAAAAAGGAACUUUAGCAUGGAAGCUAGUGGAUAGCAAACCGAAAAACUGGAAAUAACUUAUGGCUAACGAGAACAGCUUACCGCUACGACGAGCAGGACAAACUGUAGCACGACAGGUAAUAGCUGAAAAGAAUCACAUCGACACGACAAGAGCAACAUAUGGCAACGACAAGUCCAAAUGACAAUACAAUGAUCCAGCAACUGACACAAGACAAAGCAGGUACAAAUAGGAGCAGGCUGAUUGGCAACAGGUGUGGCCAGGUGCCAAUCAGCCGCAGCUGAGGAGGAACACAGCACUCAGGGAACAAGACAGGAAGCUGACAAAAUAAGAACACUAGACAGGAAGUAAAGACAGGAGAUACUAGACACAGAGGAAACAGACAAAUGCAGAGGAAACAACUAAAACAUAGCCUGACAGGACUUGUAAACAACAAACAACACAGCACUUGCUGGGUUUGAGUUAAUCAAGUAUUUAACUGACUUUACCUUGCUCUGUCUGUGUUAUGUAUCCCUCCCUUUUGGUACCGGUACCACAAGUAUUUUGGUACUUAUCGGUACUUUCCUAAAUAAAAGGGACCACAGAAAAUGUCAUUAUUGGCUUUGUUUUAAGAAAAAAAAUCUUUGGGUACAUUAUUGCAAGUUUGUCCUUCAAUAAAAUAGUGAACAUACAAGACAACUUGUCUUUUAGUAGUAAGUAAACAAACAAAGGUUCCUAAUUUAGUCUGCUGACAUAUGCAGUAACAUAUUGUGUCAUUUUCCAUUCUAUUAUUUUGUCAACAUUAUUAAGGACAAGUGGUAGAAAAUGAAUUAUUCAUCUACAUGUUCAUUUACUGCUAAAGGCCUACUGAAAGCCACUACUACCCACCACACAGUCUGAUAGUUUAUAUAUCAAUGAUGAAAUAUUAACAUUGCAACACAUGCCAAUACGGCCUUUUUAGUUUACUAAAUUGCAAUUUUAAAUUUCCCGCUGAGUUUCUUGUUGAAAACGUCUCGGUAUGAUGACUCGUGCGUUUGAUGUCUCGGGUUGUAGCGGACAUUAUUUUCCAGCCCGAUCCAAGCUAUAAGUAGUCUGCUUUAAUCGCAUAGUUACACAGUAUUCUGGACAUCUGUGUUGCUGAUUCUUUUGCAAUUUGUUCAAUUAAUAAUGGAGGAGUCAAAGUAGAAAGAUGGAGGUGGGACGCUUUUAGCCUUUGGCCACACAAACACAGCCGGUGUUUCCUUGUUUAAAAUUCCCGAAGAUGAAGCUUUACUAUGGAUCAGAGCGGUCAAGCAAACAUGGAUCCCUACCACAUGUCAACCGGCAGUUUUCGGUGAGAAAAUUGUGGUAAUAAGUCUUCUCUUCCAGGAGACAUCAGCGGAGCUUCUGUCCUGCUGCAGCUUCGUGACUUCAAUCGUGAGUCAACACACCCGUGGCCACACCCCCUGACUUUCAGGUACUAUAUAAUCCCACUAAAACGCUAGCAACACAAUAGGCAGAUAAGGGAUUUUCCAGAAUUAUCUUAGUAAAUGUGUCUAAUAACAUAUAAAUUGCUCCCACUGCAAUCGCCUUUUUUUUUUUUUCCUUACUAGUCCUUCACUCUAAAUUUCCUCAUCCACGAAUCUUU